Messenger RNA from Acaulospora morrowiae, 573 nucleotides. NCBI's taxonomy places the organism in Eukaryota, Fungi, Glomeromycota, Glomeromycetes, Diversisporales, Acaulosporaceae. The record is from the annotation of a GenBank genome assembly.
UCACAAACAAGUAAAAAAUCUUUAAAAGUCGCAACAUCAGUCAAUGAAGAUAAUAUGCAUAAAAAAUCUAAAAAAAGAGAUCACGAAACAACUGGUUUAAGUAGUGGGGUAAACAAACAAAUGAAAAAAUCUAAGGUCGUGUCGAAAAAUAAUGGAACUAUCAUCAAGAAUGGAACCUUUGUAGCUGCAAAGCAACCAAAAUCUAAAGAUCCAGAGGAAAACUGGAUUUUGGCAACGGUCGUUGAUUACCGAGCUGAUACUAAGCACUAUGAAAUCGAGGAUAUAGAUAAAGACGAGGCGUUAAACAGGCCCGGAGAGCGUUUUUCGGUGCCCUCUAAAAAUGUUAUUGAAAUCCCUAAUCAAGGAGAAAUGCGAAUACCAGAAUUUCCACAGUCACAUACGGUUAUUGCUUUGUAUCCUAGUACAACAUGCUUUUACAAAGCGGUUGUGGUUACGCCCCCUAGCAAGUCAACACCUCGAAAUCAUUAUUUGCUUGCUUUUGAAGAUGAUGAGGGUGUCCACAGACACGUCGAAGCGCAUCAUGUCUUAGAAAUGCCUGAUGAUAUCAAAUGA